This is a messenger RNA of Phlebotomus papatasi, 4103 nucleotides long. RefSeq names its product adenylosuccinate synthetase (gene Adss). Gene Ontology annotation, cellular component: cytoplasm. Gene Ontology annotation, biological process: IMP metabolic process; 'de novo' AMP biosynthetic process. The record is from RefSeq and is a predicted model, not a curated record. The coding region runs from base 2660 to 3979 and encodes 439 amino acids. The transcript has 5 exons. Gene Ontology annotation, molecular function: GTP binding; adenylosuccinate synthase activity. NCBI's taxonomy places the organism in Eukaryota, Metazoa, Arthropoda, Insecta, Diptera, Psychodidae.
AGUGAAAUAUAACCUCACUUUCGCUUGUUUUUAUUUUGAAAUCGGAAUUAUUUCAGUGAUUUGAUUUUAAAUUAAAAUAUGAACUUAGAAAUAUUUUUUUCAUGAAAAGUGUGAUAUUAAGGUAACUCAACAUUCAUAUUGCGCGAGAAGGUAUAAAAAUUUUGAAAUCAAAACCACUCUUUGGAGCUUCCGGAAGAUGUGUAAGUAAUAAAUUUUCACUGCUAUAAAAAUCUAUUUAAUCACACGUAUCUUUUUUAUUUGCUUCUGAUUUUUACAAGAUCAUUAACCCUCGAAAAUUUGCUGAACUGCUGUUACUGAAGAAAUGGUUCUAAGAAUCUCAAGAAUGAUAUUUUUCUCUAUUCAAUCAGUGCGUGGAUUAUUGUUCGAUUGUGGUGCUUUAUAGUUGUCAAGGAAGAGAAGAAGCUUCGAAGAAAACUAACGAAUCUGUGGUCAUGUCCAACAACUCAUGAAUUCCUGCUGGACAGAUUCAACUUAAUUACCAUACAUAAGAAAUUUCUCCUAUAACUUCCUGGACAGCAAUACCUCAAACAUGCCACCGAGCAUGGUAAAUGUUUCCUCUGAUAAACCGUCGGUGCAAGGGUAAUUUUGUGAUGGAUUGAACAUUACCAACAUAAUAUAACUUUCCGCAUUUGAUUUGGCCUAGAAUAUUUCUAACAAUUCCAUACUUCAUGGUGAGCCUAGAAUGAAUAAAAUUUCACAAGAACUAUUAUUUACUACUAAAAAAAUUUAAUUAAGAGGAUUUAAGGGAAUAAAAAAGGUACACACAGAAACAUUGAAAAUUCUUAAACAGAAACACCCAGAAAUUUAAUUUAAAAUCCCAUCCAAUGAAUGCCUAUGCCCUAAUUCUAAAUCCUUGAUCAUUUAGUUUUAGUUGCAAUUUGCAAAUCUGUAGACAUUUUUUCAUUUUCCAUCUAAUGCUGAACUUAAGUUCCCGAUCUCUUAACUUUUAAGAGCUAGGGAUUCUAGCCCAUUUCUUUCGCUCAGAGCUUCUAAACUUAAACGCCUCGGGGAUUCACGUCCAAUUUAAGUUCCCAGGAUCUUAUAUAUUCUUAAAUUUAGAGUCAAAAUUUUUCUGUGUGUAUUUACUUACUAAGAAAAUGUAAAAUUUUCACUAAAUUUCACUUCAAAAGUACAAAUCGACAGCUCCAGAGGUGUCGAUAAAUUAGUGGCGAGAAUUAUCGACACUAGCGACAAAAAAUGCAAGUUAUCAUCUCAAUCGCCCAUAAUCGACACUAGUGAUGGGACAAUUAGAGAGAGUUAUCAUGUCACCCCAGGACUUCCUGGACUUCCUGUAACUAAUAUAGAUAUUUAACAACAGUGACAUUCUUUUAAGAAUGCGUAAAAAUUCAAUAUUCGGUUAACCCAUUCCUUACCAUGGUAUUAUACAUCAUACGGAAAUUGAGAGAUUUUAGAUGAUUUAUUCCAAGGAAAUUAAUAUUCGAAUUUAUGUCGGGAAUGGAUUUUUAAUUACUUUAGUCCUUCAAUUACUUGGAAAAAAUAGUCCGACAGAGUUGGGAACACAUGUUGUUGUUCUUUUCUUGCUUCGCGUGAAGUCAUACAAAAAUUUUGCUCAAAAUGGCGGACGGAAAAAUCGACAUCCCGUCGAAUUUGUUAAAAUUGACCUUCAUCCUCUUUCCUGAUUUGAAUUCUGAUUACCAAUUUGCUUUCUUGGAUAGUUAAUCUUUCUAAAUCAAAAGAGUUUGUAAUGAAUUAAUGUAUAGAAUUUAAAUUCAGUGACCGUUAAGACGCGUAUUUGAGGGCGGAUCCCCGCGCCCCCAUAAUGGAUAAAAUUUUUUUCCUUUCAAAAAAUUCAUCUAUUAAUCUGUAGGAAACUAAUCCCAAAAUAUGAACAUUCUAUCUCAGGUAUUUCUGGUACAUUGACUGAAUGGGUUAAUCUAACAGAUAUGCAAGAUUUAUCGAUACUAUCGAUUCGAUAGUGUCGAAAAGUUAUCAUUCCACCGAUUACACCCCAGGUUCAGGGUUUCAUCUGCAAUUUGUCUCACUCACUCAGUGCAAUCGAUUGCAAUGACACGGAACUUAUCAUCUCAUUCAUAUAAUAAUCAGUUGGUAUGUCGAGAGUAGACAAAUUAUACUUCAAGACUAGCUUCAAAAACUUAUUCCUAAAUCCUUGAAGGACUGGAACUGAUUCGCUUCAAUACCGCUUCCAUUGUCACUUCUGUAGUCGGAGAAUUUCAGCUCAAAUUGACCGUUUUGUGGAUGAAUUUGAACAGCUAUAUUGCAUGUGCGGAUAAUUGAGAUAAGCCAGACGCAAAAAUUGACAAGAGGCACUUGACAUCACCAGAAAACCCCACUCCCUGCCUUUACCAUCGGCACCACGAGGUGAUUUGACAGCUGAAUUUUCCGGCGGUGUGCUGUGAAAAUAUUAUUUCACAAUACACCAGUUGUUUGUCGUCAAUCGCAGCAGCAGUCAGUUGUGCAAAUUGUGCUAGAAUUGUUAUUUGUCGAGGAGUGUCUGGUGUGUACAGUAUUGGGUAACUUCGGGUGCAAGAGGAGAAGAUUCAAAAGGGGUAGUAGCGGUAGUAGCCAAAGAGUGUUCGGGGAGAGAAGACGCACAAAUUAGAGGAAGUUUUUAACUGAAGUACGAAGGAGUAACAGAAAAAAAAGGAAACAGAUAAAAAUGGCCAGUGGUCAGGCGUUACUAAAUGGCGAGGAUAAGCAUCAGAAGAAAGGAGUUACUGUCGUCCUGGGAGCUCAGUGGGGUGAUGAAGGAAAGGGAAAGGUUGUCGAUAUGCUGGCCACGGACAUGGAUAUUGUGUCUCGGUGUCAGGGAGGCAACAAUGCAGGUCACACAGUUUGUGUUAAAGAUGUCGAAUAUGACUUCCAUCUGCUUCCCAGUGGAAUUAUCAAUGAGCAUUGUAUAUCAGUGAUUGGGAAUGGUGUUGUUAUUCAUUUGCCGGGACUGUUUGAUGAGCUGAAGAAAAAUGAGGCAAAAGGACUCAGUGGUUGGGAGAAGCGUCUGAUGGUGUCAGAUCGAGCACAUUUGGUCUUUGAUUUCCAUCAGCAAGUUGAUGGUCUGCAGGAAGCUGAAAAGGGGGGAAAAUCUCUGGGAACGACGAAGAAGGGUAUUGGACCUACGUACUCCAGCAAAGCCACAAGGAAUGGCAUCAGGGUGGGUGAUCUUCUUGGGGACUUUGAACAGUUCAGCGAGAAGUUCCAGUCUUGCAUCUCACUCUACCAGCGAACGUUCCCGGAAAUCAAUGUUGAUGUUGAAGCUGAGCUGAAACGCUACCGGGAAUUUGCUGAAAGACUCCGUCCGCUCGUUGGAGACACAGUUUUCUUUAUGCACAAAGCCAUCAAGGAUGGCAAGAAGGUGCUCGUGGAGGGUGCCAAUGCAGCAAUGUUGGACAUUGAUUUUGGCACUUAUCCUUAUGUUACUAGCAGCAAUUGCAGCAUCGGUGGAGUCCUCACUGGACUCGGCCUUCCACCUCAGGUUAUUGGUGAUGUUGUGGGUGUUGUCAAGGCCUACACAACUCGCGUGGGAGAUGGACCAUUUCCCACAGAGCAGCGCAAUGAAAUUGGUGACACUCUGCAGGCGCGUGGUUUUGAAAUUGGCGUCACGACUAAGAGGAAAAGACGCUGCGGAUGGUUGGAUUUGGUUCUCCUGCGCUACACCUCCAUUGUCAAUGGGUACACGCAUUUGUGCCUAACAAAACUCGACAUCCUGGAUACAUUUAAGGAAAUCAAAGUCGGCAUUGGUUACAAAUUGAAUGGAAAGCGCAUUGAGAACUUCCCAGGAUCCGUUACAGAUCUCGCUAAUGUCGAGGUGGAAUAUGCCACACUUCCAGGAUGGGAGACUUGCACUGAGAAUGUGAGGGAGUUCAGUCAGCUGCCGAAGAACGCUCAGGAUUACGUGCGAUUUAUUGAGAAUGAUCUCAAAGUUCCGGUGAAGUGGGUUGGAGUGGGAAAAGGACGAGAGUCCAUUAUAAAUGUUUAUUAAAAGUAGACUAUAUUGUGGGGGGAGGAAGGAAGCACCAAAUAUAAGCAAAAGACACCGUCGACAAUACACCCCUAAAAAAAAUAGAAAAAUAAUGAAGAAUAAAAAAAAGAAGCGAAAAAAUCAA